AUGUACCAGUACUCCGACUUCCCGUGGCCGGAGAGCGUGACGGAGGAGUUCCCGAGCCACCGCCAGGUGGCGGCGUACCUCGACGCGUACGCGCGCCACUUCGGCGUGCUCAGCUGCGUCCGCUUCGGCCACCGGGUGGUCGGCAUGGAGUACCACGGCAUCGGCGAGCAGGCCAUGGCCGCGUGGGAGGAGUGGGCUGGGAACGACCAGGCGUUCGGCUCCGGCGCCGGCGAGUGGCGGCUGUCGGUGGCCGACGCCGACGGCCACGUGGAGACACACAAAGCAGACUUUGUCGUUCUUUGCAUAGGGAUGUUCAGUGGUGUGCCCGACAUACCCACAUUCCCAGCAGGUAAAGGCCCAGAAGUAUUUGAUGGGCAGGUGAUCCACUCCAUGGAUUAUGCCAAAAUGGGCACAAGUAAAGCUAAGGAGAUGAUCAGGGGCAAGCGUGUGACUGUCGUUGGCUACAUGAAAUCUGCACUUGAUAUUGCCACUGAAUGUGCUGAAGUAAAUGGCACUGCUCACCCAUGUACAAUGGUGAGGUGGGCGUUCUAUAAGUUGGCCGACAGCUACUACUCCAUCCCAAUGAAGAAGCACGGCAUGGUGCCUGACCACAGCCUGUUCCAUGCGCUGGCUGCGGCCAUCAUCUGCGUCACGCCCAAGGACCACUACAAGAGGCUGGAAGAAGGCAGCAUCAUGCUCAAGAAGUACAAGACAUUCAGCUUCUGCAAGGAAGGCGUGCUCGUGGAGGGCGAGCCGUUGCCGGUAAAGAGCGACGUGGUGAUCUUCGGCACCGGGUUCAAGGGCGACGAGAAGAUCAAGGACAUGUUCACUUCAGAGUACUUCCGGAACGUCGCGAUUGGGUCAGAAUCCACUACUGUGCCUCUCUACAGCUUCAGACUACUGAACGUCGCGGCAAUGCAGAAGGAUGUGCUCGAAUGGGAGAAGUACAUGAAGAGAUACUGUGGAAGAUACUUCCGCCGGUCCAGCAUCAUGAUCAUGAACACUUGGUACAACGACCAGCUCUGCCGUGACAUGGGGUGCAAUCCUUGGAGGAAGAAAGGGUUCUUUUCGGAACUGUUUGAGGUCUAUGGCCCUGGUGAUUAUGCUAACCUACUCUCCAACUCCAAGUCCAAGGAACACUAG
Molecule: messenger RNA, 1143 nt
Organism: Miscanthus lutarioriparius
Lineage: Eukaryota; Viridiplantae; Streptophyta; Magnoliopsida; Poales; Poaceae
Source: the annotation of a GenBank genome assembly